Molecule: messenger RNA, 2225 nt
Organism: Aspergillus glaucus CBS 516.65
Lineage: Eukaryota; Fungi; Ascomycota; Eurotiomycetes; Eurotiales; Aspergillaceae
Exons: 1
Coding region: 242-2194 (650 amino acids)
Source: RefSeq, a predicted model, not a curated record
GCUUUGUUGUAUUCUUUUUAAAUUGACAAGGUCUACUAAGCUAAAGCAUUGUGCAAACAAAUGAACCUCUCUUUCACCCUCCCCCAAAAUAUCUAUACAACUACACUUCUCUUCACUGUCGUGUCGCCGAGAACCCACAACCAGGCAGCUUUCAAAUCUUCUUCUUUCUUCUUAUCCAAAAUGCAUUUUCCCUCUCAUCUCUGUCUAAUCCUAAUUCCUAUCCUCAUGCCUCAACAGCACCAUGGCCCAGAGACGCUACUCCAACCCUGUCAGGUACUACAGUGUGCCUCCUACCGCGAUCGCACCAGAACCUAACACCCUAAUGACCACUGUCACAAUGCCCGAACACUCGCCGACCUUUCCUACAAUCACGUCGCCCAGACCAUCUCCCCCUAAGCAGCCCCAGCGGACAUUCAUCCUCAACCACCCGCCUCUAGGCGAAACGGAACGGAAGUGCCCACACAAUGAUUUAACACCAAUCGAGGGCGUAUCAGAAAUAUUCCGCUGCGACGAGUGCUGGCAGAAGCCUGAGUUGGGUUGGCUCUGGACCUGCACGCAGGAUGUUGUGGGAGAAGAUGGACUGAUUGAUCCGAAGAAGUGCGCGCUUCUAGAACGGAAGGCGUACAUGUCUGUUUUGAGUGGUGUGCACGAGGACGAUAAUGUGAAGAUUAUGAUUAAGCAGAGACUGGCUCUUUUGAGUAGGGAGGAGUUUCAUUCGCCUCAGAACGUGGAACAGGGCCAAGCCCAGGACCAAAGGCCUAAGGAUGAAGCGUCCAUACCGGAACGACAGAAACAUGUUCGACAGAAAAGUCAACGCGUGCGAUUUGCAGAGGAGAAUUCGUACAGAUCACCGUCUCCUCCGGUAUACCGCGACAAAGAGGAGGAUAAGAGUGUGGAAGUGUAUCGCAAUACCGUCCCAGAGCAGCAAAGCGUUGCGUCGGAUGAAGAUAACCAUGCUGAAUACAUAGCUUGGUUGAACAUGAUCACGAAUAUGAGAAACGAGACGAGUUUUGGACAGCUCAGGCCUGGAGUCAACACCUCGCAACAUUCUGCGAACACUGUCCAAGGCGUUCACGCGCAACAGCAGCAAGCUUCCGGCAACACUCAGGUACAGGCCAACGAAUCCCAAUCGCAAGCUAUCGAUCGCUCGUAUAUCACGCGUCUUCGCCGGGAGAUGCACAGUUUGGAUUACCACGCAGCCAUCGCGGACAUGCAUAAGACAUCUCGGGUUUCCCCACAACAGCUUAGGGCCCGCCACCAGCCUGAAGUCUCACGCUCCAAGUCCUUCCGUUCGCAUUUUCAACGCUCUCACCAGGGAUCACAGAGACGUGAUGAUGAAAACCAGAUCGCCACGCCUGUACCUGUACGUCCGGCAUCUCACGACUACAGCAGACAGUACCAAAGUCCCAACCAUCACACUGGACGCCAUGAGCAGCAACUCAGCACUCAUUAUCAUGGUAUCCAAAGUCCGCCUGAAAUGUUUCGGGGCAGGGCUUUAAGUCGCUCACACAGCCAUCCUGCGCGAGAACAGCCGGGCCACAACACCCGCAAGGUCCCGUUCGUGUUGAAGAUCCACGAUCCUGAGGAGAACCAGAACUCCACCGUGCAGGUCGCCGCACGCGCCAUUGGAUACAUCCCGAAAGAACGUCUUUCUCCUGAAUACCAUAGUCCUCCGCCUGCAGCGCCUGAGCAGCCUUCUUACAGGACUACCAAGCCUCUUCCUCCUCCGCCGCCGCCGCCGCCGCCCCGUCGGCCCAGGUUUCUGUUUCCUUGCGGUUAUAAGAUCUGCUCGACAUGUCGGGGCGUGAGGAUAAAUGAGAUACUGCCGGCGACAAGGUACAAUCCCGAGGAAGAACUUGCGCGGCCAUCGGCAAUCGUUUACGAUUCGACUCAGCAGUCCGGUAUCCCGGAGCAACUUAUAUUCUUCCGCCCUGAUUUCGAAGACCCGAGCAGCGACCCGACGGCGAAAGACGGCAUUCUCAUGCGAGAUGCGCAAUACUUUCUAGCACGAGACAACGAUCCCGAACUUCGGGGUCUAAUCGCGAGUCACAUUGUCAAUCUGGGACCUAGUCCUGCGCCCGCGGAUGAGAACCUGGCUUCUCACAUGGAACAUCUGGCAGUCGAAUCAUUGAGCGGGGGAAGCGACAACUCGACGGAUGAGAGUGUGGAUGCGGUUGGACAGAAAUUCAUCUAGUUAUGGGGAUGUUUCGGCGCGGUGGUUUGAU